Molecule: messenger RNA, 924 nt
Organism: Meloidogyne enterolobii
Lineage: Eukaryota; Metazoa; Nematoda; Chromadorea; Rhabditida; Meloidogynidae
Source: the annotation of a GenBank genome assembly
AUGCUUCAAUAUAACAAUUCAAAAAAUUAUCAUCGUAAAAAGCGUUCACCUAGUAGUAGCGAGAGAGAUAGAAGAUCAAGAGAACAAAGACACGCAAUAUUGAAAGCUUUAUUUCCUGAUGUGCCAAUGAAAAAAAUAAAUUAUUUAGAAACUUAUGUGACAUUUGGUCUUCUUUAUCUUGUCUGGAUUGUCGGACGUGUUGUUGAGUACCUAUAUGAAGUUCGCUGCACUUUACCUGAUUUGAAUUGGUUAAGAAAUGUUUGGCAUUUUAGACGAGCACACGGACAGAAUGGCGGAAAUAACGAGGGAAAUAAUGGCGGAAAUAAUGAACAAAUGAAUGAAAUCCACCAACCAAUACAACAACAAAUACAUCCACAAUUACACCCACAAUUACACCCACCAAUACAGCCACAUGUAAAUCCACCAAUGCAGCCCCAAAACAUUAUUCACCAUCAUCCUCCACACCACCCUCACCAACACCAACCAAUACCAUGGUUUCAACAUCCACAACAUCAACCAGCAGUUUCAUAUUCCGAUGAUAAUUAUCCAAAUAGUCCAUCUUCUUCAAGCAAUACACAAUCAGUAUAUCCAUCUGUCUAUCAUCUAAAUCAACCACAAGAUUUUGAUGCUGAUGAUACUGAAAGUAUUUCUUCAGAUGGACAUUCACCACCAUCUCCAAGUUAUUCUGCCCAAGAUCGUAAACGUCGUUCUAUUCCGUUAAUGAGCCAGAAUUAUAAAGAAGUGAAAAAUGACGAUAUUCAACAAUAUAAUUCUGAUAAAAAUCCAAUUAUUAAUUCUGAUUCAGACCAAAAUAACAGCAAAAGUCAAGAUACUCAUUUAAUAAAGGGUAACAAGAAAAUUAUUGAAGAUAAUCCACAACAGCAAUCCACAGGUUCUGUGAUUAAAAAUUUUAAAAAUUAUUAG